Molecule: messenger RNA, 1689 nt
Organism: Syngnathoides biaculeatus (alligator pipefish)
Lineage: Eukaryota; Metazoa; Chordata; Actinopteri; Syngnathiformes; Syngnathidae
Gene: stk17al
Product: serine/threonine kinase 17a like
Exons: 7
Coding region: 221-1339 (372 amino acids)
Biological process (GO): positive regulation of apoptotic process; intracellular signal transduction; protein phosphorylation
Cellular component (GO): nucleus
Molecular function (GO): ATP binding; protein serine/threonine kinase activity
Source: RefSeq, a predicted model, not a curated record
GUAGCAGUUUAUUAACCCGAAGGCGUGCAGGCAGUCUCCGAGCAAUUUUAAACAGCAGUCAGCCUCACACCUUCGUACCGUCUUGAAACCUGGAUUAUUUCUCCCCCUGUCCGACGUUGUGACACGUUUUAUCACCAUGCUCAACUCGACCUGAUGUCCCAGCGUUUUGUUUUUUUCUCCCUGUGGUCCCCUAAACAUUUGAUUUGAACUUUCCUAAUCGAUGCUGAGCGCUGCAAAGAUGUACAACAAGAGCGGAAUGAUGGCAAAAAUCCACACCAGGAUAAGAUCGGAUCCCUUCGCGGCCAAUUACGAGCUGGCGGCCAAAGAACUGGGCCGGGGCAAGUUUGCAGUGGUGAAGAAGUGCACGGAGAAGGCGACGGGCAAGCAGUACGCCGCCAAGUUCCUGCGCAAGCGGCGGAAGGGCCAGGACUGCCGCGUGGACAUCCUCAACGAGAUCGCCAUGCUGGAGCUGGCCAAGUCCAACCCGUACGUGGCGGCCCUGCACGAGGUCUACGAGACGCCCGUCGAGAUCGUCCUGGUGCUGGAAUGCGCCGCCGGCGGAGAGAUUUUUGACCAGUGCGUCGCCGACAACGAUGAUGCGUUCACGGAGAAAGAUGUGAUCCGGUUGGCCCGGCAGAUCCUAAUGGGGGUGGCCUUCCUGCAUCGGAACAAUGUGGUCCAUCUGGAUCUGAAGCCGCAGAACGUCUUGCUGACCAGCGCCAGGCCGCUGGGCGACAUCCGGAUCGUGGACUUCGGCUUGUCCAGACGCGUAGACAGCAUCAGUGAGGUCCGGGAGAUUCUGGGCACUCCAGAGUAUGUGGCACCAGAGAUUCUCAACUAUGAACCCAUCAGCACUGCUACAGACAUGUGGAGCAUCGGGGUUCUAACCUACGUAAUGCUGACCGGCGAGUCGCCCUUCCUGGGUGACGACAAGCAAGAGACCUUCCUCAACAUCUCCCAGGUCAGCGUGGAGUACUCGCACGACACCUUCCAGGACAUCUCUCCGCCGGCCGUCGACUUCAUCAAGUCGCUGUUGGUGAAAAACCCCAGGAAGAGAGCCACAGCGGAGGACUGCCUCAGCCACCCUUGGCUGAAUGGCCACCCCCUUGUGCACCACCACCUCCACGCCUCACGGUCCUCGUCGUCUCUGGACGAACCCGACACGAGCCAGUCCGAGUCCGAGCCGGAGAGCCCGGCGCCGUCCCCGGAACUGGGUCUGAUGGGCUCGUACCUGGCGUGCCCGUGCCAGGGCGAGCUGAAGACGGGCUGCGGCUCUUUCUCCUUUGCUGAGCCGCCCUUUGCCCCUCGACCCGAAAUACAGCAGGAACUCAUCUGCUGAAUGGUCGCAGGGGGAGGACAGACAGACAGACUCCCACUUUUGAGAUGCCAAUGUGGGUUCACCCGGGCAGGCGACGAGGAUGAAGAGUGGUUCCUCGUUUUAAACCCAAUUAACCUUCCAAACUGGACUGGUCGCAAAGCGCUGACCGAAACUGUUUCCACACUUCUCGAGUUUUUGAUGAAGGAGGAGGAGGGGGGGGGGGGGGGUGACUAAAGAAAGUUUGGACGCUUUUGCCACAAAACAGUUAAUUUUUUAUAUUAUUUAUGUUACAUUUGUCUCUACCAUCAGCUCGAGUCAGCAUUCUCAAUUUUCCAAUACAAUCGUGAGCACUUUUUUUUUUUUUUUUUUUU